AUGGAAGGAAAGCAAGCGCGUUUAGAGAAAUUGAAAGAGUACAAUAAAAUAUUGGCCGACUUGAAAAUUGCUUUCUGGAAAAAAUGGGAAGAGAAGAAGGAACAAAAUGGGAAACUCGAUGAUUUUGAGCGGAUUCGAACCAUCGGUACCGGUGCUUUUGGACGCGUCAUGUUAGUUAAACACAAAGUCACUUCUAUUUUCUAUGCCAUGAAAAUACUUCAGAAAGCUAGAAUAGUGAAGUUGACGCAAGUCCAGCAUACAUACAAUGAGAAGAAAAUAUUGCAAUGCAUUCAAUUUCCUUUCCUCGUUUUUAUGGAGUUUUUCUUCCAGGAUAAUACCUAUCUUUACAUGGUGUUGCCUUACGUUAGCGGUGGUGAAAUGUUUACGCAUCUUAGACGAAUGGGAAAAUUCGAUGAAUCCUUGGCACGAUUUUACGCAGCCCAAGUUGCUCUGGCUUUGGAGUAUCUUCAUCAAUGUAGCCUAGUAUAUCGUGAUUUGAAGCCGGAAAAUAUAUUGAUCCAAAAUACGGGUUAUAUUCGUGUCACCGAUUUUGGCUUUUGUAAGAUGAUAGAAGGUAGAACAUGGACGCUAUGUGGUACACCGGAUUACCUCGCACCAGAAGUGAUCCUUUCAAAGGGUUACAGCCAAGCCGUCGAUUGGUGGAGUUUCGGUGUGCUGUUAUACGAAAUGAAUGCCGGGUAUCCCCCAUUUUAUGCAAACGAACCGAUGAAGAUUUACGAAAAGAUUAUCUCUGGUAAAUAUAAGUAUGCUCAACACUUUAGUGAGGAUUUGAGAGACAUUGUAAAGAACAUGCUGCAGGUAGACCUAUCCAAAAGGUAUGGAAACUUAAAAAAUGGAACGAAGGACAUAAAGAUGCAUCGAUGGUUUCAGACAAUUGAUUGGAAUCAAAUUUAUUAUCAGAAAAUACAACCAUCGUUCAUACCAAAAUGUGAUCAUCCUGGUGACACGAGUAAUUUCAAUGUUUUCAACGAAGAGGCUAUGAAGAUCGACAUCGUCGAUCAUUAUGCUGAAGAAUUCGCGAACUUUUGACAAUCGUUAAUUCUAGAUUUGGGUAUUGAUUGUU
Molecule: messenger RNA, 1084 nt
Organism: Vespa velutina
Lineage: Eukaryota; Metazoa; Arthropoda; Insecta; Hymenoptera; Vespidae
Product: cAMP-dependent protein kinase catalytic subunit beta-like
Exons: 1
Coding region: 1-1050 (349 amino acids)
Biological process (GO): peptidyl-serine phosphorylation
Cellular component (GO): cAMP-dependent protein kinase complex; nucleus
Molecular function (GO): cAMP-dependent protein kinase activity; ATP binding
Source: RefSeq, a predicted model, not a curated record